CCCCUCCCUUUUCCCCCUCCCUCCCGGUCUCCCGCGGAGCCCGACGCCGCUUUUGCACCCCGCCCGCGGCGGCCUAGGGAGAGCUCGCGGGUGGCUCUCCGGGGCGCCGGUGCCCUCGCGGCCUGCCCGGGAGGAGGAGGAAGAGGAGGGGGAGGGAGGGGAUGCGAAAGUGGGUCAGGAAUGUAACUGGACGCUGCGCAUCCGCACGCACCUCCUCCCCCGCCCCCAGGCCGGCAGCGGCGGCCCGCGCAAGCCUUGGAAAGCGAGUCUUUUGCCGUUGUGGUUCCGCAGCAUUAUCGGUGGCCGGUUACCAGGGGAUCCCGAGGGAUGUGUUUCCCUGUGACCCUUUGGGAAGAAAAACUUAGUUGCCUCGGUAACCGAGCUUGGCUUGGAUGCGAGGAUGCGGUGAAGGAUCUAGGUGAGCCUGACGGUGAAGAGGCUGCAGUUGCACUAGGGAGCGGAUUAACUUUUCUUGUUACUGAACCAAGACGUGAAAGGAAAGCUGGAGAGGAGGUUGCUCCAAUCUGUUCCAGAGGUGGUGGCUUUGAGGGGUGACCCUGCCCACGCUUGGGCCCAGCCAGCACCAGCUCCUCAGUAAGGAGAGCCAGCUUGAUAAGACGAAGAUAAACAGUGUCAGCGAGUGAUACCAGAGAAGAAAAAAACAGAAGUGAACCCAGCCUCAUUUCCUCCUCUACGUGGGUGAUCGCUACAGCAGGGGAAGGUCUCACAGUAUAUCAGUUGGGUCAGAGAAUGGAGUUCUGUGGCCGAGGCUUCCUAGAAGCUUAAACCUUUGUCCCAAUGACGUCAAGUUCGCCCGUUGGCUUGGAAGGUUCAGAUUUGUCUUCCAUCAACACCAUGAUGUCGGCGGUAAUGAGCGUAGGGAAGGUUGCCGAGAAUGGUGGGAGCCCCCAGAGCGUCAGGUCCCCCACGAAGCCUCCGGGGCCAAAUCGGAUUGGCCGAAGGAACCAGGAAACAAAAGAGGAGAAGUCUUCCUAUAAUUGUCCCCUGUGUGAGAAGAUUUGCACUACACAGCAUCAGUUAACUAUGCACAUUCGCCAGCACAACACAGACACUGGAGGGGCUGACCAUUCAUGCAGCAUUUGCGGGAAGUCGCUGAGCUCGGCCAGCUCCCUGGACCGCCACAUGCUGGUGCACUCUGGGGAGAGGCCUUACAAGUGCGCUGUGUGUGGCCAGUCUUUUACCACCAACGGGAACAUGCACAGGUGGGUGAGGGCAGCCUUUGCCUGCUGGCUAGAGCCUGCAGGUUGACAGAAAGCAAAGUGGCCUUCCAUCCAUCUUACCUAAAGACACAAAGAGUUCUGUUCACUGUAUGGAAAAGCCAGAGAUGGUUUUGUCUGCCUGCCGUGUACAGUCUCCAGUGUGUCAGAGGUGUCAGCUCAAGGAAACAGAAGUACCUGGGCUAGGUCUUUGGCCGAUGGGGGAAUCUUCAGGGUGACCCUUUGCCAGGUGGAGUUUCUUUGUUUAGGUGCCAGAGGUGGGCAGCUUAUCAGACACAGAGGAACCCUAGAGGAUUAG
Molecule: messenger RNA, 1536 nt
Organism: Physeter macrocephalus (sperm whale)
Lineage: Eukaryota; Metazoa; Chordata; Mammalia; Artiodactyla; Physeteridae
Gene: RREB1
Product: ras responsive element binding protein 1
Exons: 6
Coding region: 799-1269 (156 amino acids)
Biological process (GO): regulation of transcription by RNA polymerase II
Cellular component (GO): nucleus
Molecular function (GO): RNA polymerase II cis-regulatory region sequence-specific DNA binding; DNA-binding transcription activator activity, RNA polymerase II-specific
Source: RefSeq, a predicted model, not a curated record